AUGUUACCUAGGCAGGCGGUGAAUGCGAGAGGACACGUGAAUGUUAUCAGCCAGCGCAUUGCAUCUACACUACAAUCAGCAGAUACCUUUCUCCCUGGACACUGGGCAAGAAUUCCCGCUCCUGAUAAGCUUGGAAUCAUGCUCACAGGUUCGACAUCCGCGCCUCCGGUACGGUCUUUGGUACUGUCGCCGCGAGACAGUUCGGAGCUCCUGUCGCCAACAGGCCCCUUCACUCCAACAUCGACCAAGGGUGCGGGUACAAGUGCCCUCUCCUCCAAGAUCGCCAGCGUCUUGUCUACCUCGUAUGCCGACACCGAGUUCCGUGAGGUCCUUUUCUUGCUUGAUGAGCGAGGGCUUCAGAACGUAGCAGAGAACCGUCGCAAGCUUCGACUGGAUCUCCAAAAAGAGGUCAUCGACAGCAAUGGAGAGAUCAUUCAUGAAUUCGGCAAAGUCGCCGAGCAACUCAAACGCAUCGGCUACACCAUCGGCAAGCUCAACGAAAGCUAUAAUGAUAUGAGAACACAGAUCCAUGCAGCUCACGCAUCCACCGCAUCCACCUUGGGCGAAGCCUCGCAACUCAUGACGCAGAAGCGGCAGAUCGAAAGCAAGCAAAAGUUGCUCUCGACCUUCAAGACCCACUUCAUCCUCACACAGGACGAAGUUGACGCCUUGACCUUGACCUCGGAGCCUGUAGACGACCUCUUUUUCACAGUCCUCGCCAAGGCCAAAAAGAUCAGCCGUGACUGCGAGGUUCUCUUGGGCUUUGAGGAUCAGACGCUAGGGCUGGGCAUCAUGGAGCAGGUCACACGGAACUUGAAUCACGGGUUCCAGAAACUUUACCGAUGGAUCCAGAGGGAGUUUAAAUCGCUGAAUCUUGAGAACCCCCAAAUUGGCUCGGCCAUCCGUCGAGCUCUCCGCGUCCUGGCUGAGAGACCUACCCUUUUCCAAAACUGUUUAGAUUUCUUCGCCGAAGCCCGCGAGCACGUCCUUUCCGAGGCUUUCUACACUGCCUUGACAGGCAGCUCGGCUGCUGGACUGGAGGACCCUUCGGUUAAGCCCAUUGAGCUAGUAGCACAUGACCCCUUGAGAUAUGUGGGGGACAUGCUCGCCUGGUCUCACUCGGCCGCAGUGGGCGAAAGAGAGGCACUCGAAGUCUUGUUCAUAUCCGAGGGUGACGAGAUCGCCAAAGGCAUCCAGGUGGGCAGAGAGGCUGAAGUCUGGCGGCUCGUGGCCGAGGAUGGGGAGGAAAUGAAUAUCUUCGAUCCUGUCGUGGCCCUGAACCAACUAGUAGAUAGAGACAUGUCUGGUGCAGUUCGCAUAUUACGACAGAGGGUCGAACAGGUUAUUCAGACGAACGAGGAGACCAUUCUGGCCUUCAAACUUGCGAACCUCAUCAACUUUUAUAAGAGCACAUUCUCCAGGUUGGUGGGCCCGGCGUCGGUUCUCGUUGAAGCGAUGGGUACCCUCGAAACGGAAGCAUUGCGCCAAUUCCGAUCUCUGGCUCGGGACCACGUCGCCACUCUUCAAACUGAGUUCCAGCACACUCCACCAGACCUUCGGCCUCCCGACUUCCUUACGGAUGCGUUGGAACAGCUAUCGGCAAUCAUGAAAACGUACGAAACGUCACUAAGCUCAUCGGGUGAUGAUCCAGAAGCAGAGUUCGCGUCCAUCAUGGCUGAGGCAUUCGACCCAUUCAUGGCUGGCUGCAUCAAUAUGGCCAACCAUGCCACCCCGCCGUCCAAAUCCAUCUUCCUGAUCAACUGCUUCGUGGCUGCGCGGACAACGCUCUCCGGCUUCACUUUUGUUCGCAAAUAUGCUACAGAAAUACAGACCAAAAUUGAGGAGGAAAAGGCUCGGUUGGUUAUUGCACAGUACGAGCUGUUCAGGGCCGACUCCGGUUUAGAUUCCCUCAUUGAAGCGCUGGAUGGGCUAGACAUACGGAAGAAGGAUGAUGUUGAAAAGGUUGCGACACUAGAGGAGGUUCAACCUGAAGUACUGCGACAGUCAAGUCAGAAGCUAGACGAUUUCUUGCCAUCGGCGCUGAUUGAUGCAACGGAAAAGCUCAAGAAUCUGCAGGAUUCCAAGCUGGCGAGCAGUGUGACUGAGGAGGCAGCCGAAAGAUUCUGCGUGGAUUUUGAACAUGUGGAGGAGAUGUUGUUGUCGGCUGACGAACUGGAGAAGCAAAGGAGAGUUGAGGAGGACGGCGACGAAGAACACUCCCAAAGUUUUCGGGCGCUGUUCCCAAGGACAUCGAGCGAGAUCCGCGUGCUAUUGUCGUAGCGUGAGCGAAACGGCGAAGGCAGGAGAAGCCAGCUAUUGUUUUUACUGACGGGACCCAGGUCUGCCAUGUUCUCGUCAACAUAGUUUCAAUCUCAUAAAAAUCUAGACUGCUGGGCAAGGUA
This is a messenger RNA of Neurospora tetrasperma FGSC 2508, 2402 nucleotides long. RefSeq lists its product as uncharacterized. Gene Ontology annotation, cellular component: COG complex. Gene Ontology annotation, biological process: intra-Golgi vesicle-mediated transport. Bases 1 to 2280 code for a protein of 759 amino acids. NCBI's taxonomy places the organism in Eukaryota, Fungi, Ascomycota, Sordariomycetes, Sordariales, Sordariaceae. The transcript has 3 exons. The record is from RefSeq and is a predicted model, not a curated record.